CAUUUGCAAAGUGAGCAAUUCGCAUAUUUUUUCCUGUGGUUUCUGAUUCUCGGAGAGAUUCUCUCUCCCUCUUUCCCCUUAAAAUAUCAACCAUCUUUAAAUUUCUUAGAUCUCUUCUUUAAUACACGUCUCAAGAACUAAUUACAUUUCAUUGAAAAGAAAAGGAAGCUUUUUGGUUCUUGCACUACAAAUCGCAAGAUGACAGUUUCUUCUGCAGAUAAUUCUGUUGAUACUAGAAGUGAUCUUUCCAGACUUGCUCCAUUGGAAGCAGUAUUGUUUGAUGUUGAUGGAACUCUAUGUGAUUCAGACCCCCUUCACCAUUAUGCCUUUCGUGAGAUGCUUCAAGAGAUAAAUUUCAAUGGUGGUGUUCCAAUAACAGAGGAAUUCUUUAUUCAGAAUAUUGCUGGCAAGCAUAAUGAGGAUAUUGCUAAGCUUCUUUUUCCCAAUGAUAUUUCUCAAGGCUUAAAAUUCGUGGAUGAUAAGGAAGCCGUCUUUCGGAAAUUGGCCUCUGAAAAACUGAAUGCCAUAAAUGGCCUGUAUAAAUUGAAGAAGUGGAUUGAAGAUCGUGGACUGAAACGAGCUGCAGUUACUAAUGCACCAAGACCUAAUGCUGAACUCAUGAUUUCACUUCUUGGGCUUUCAGAAUUCUUUGAUGCUGUAAUCUUAGGAGAUGACUGUGAACACGCCAAACCACAUCCAGAACCCUACUUGAAGGCACUUGAAGUACUCAAGGUGUCAAAGGAUCACACCUUUAUAUGCGAGGAUUCUGUUUCGGGGAUAAAAGCCGGUGUAGCAGCCGGAAUGCCUGUUGUUGGUUUAACUACAAGAAAUCCAGAACAUUUACUGAUGGAAGCUAAGCCAGCAUUUCUAAUAAAGAAUUAUGAUGAUCCGAAACUGUGGACAGCCCUGGAAGAGCUUGAUAAAAAGGAAGGUGCAGAAAAACCUACUGCUUGAACGAAUUCAAUAGCAACUUCAACGACUACUGGAAUAAUUAUGUUGCAGAGGAGCAUCUGCAUCUCUUGAAGGCUAAAUAGCUGUUUUAGAUUUGAUAUCAUAUGAAUUGACAGGUCAAGGUUGAUAUCAAGUCAGUUUUGGCCAUUGAUGCAUUUCUUUAGAUUUUAUUGAAACUUGAAUAUGUAAUACUGAAAUAAUUUUGCUAAUUACUUAAAAUCUACAGUCCUUGAUUAUAUAGGCUAA
This is a messenger RNA of Hevea brasiliensis (rubber tree), 1197 nucleotides long. RefSeq names its product haloacid dehalogenase-like hydrolase domain-containing protein Sgpp. The coding region runs from base 199 to 954 and encodes 251 amino acids. NCBI's taxonomy places the organism in Eukaryota, Viridiplantae, Streptophyta, Magnoliopsida, Malpighiales, Euphorbiaceae. The record is from RefSeq and is a predicted model, not a curated record. The transcript is spliced from 5 exons.